Molecule: messenger RNA, 611 nt
Organism: Zymoseptoria tritici IPO323
Lineage: Eukaryota; Fungi; Ascomycota; Dothideomycetes; Mycosphaerellales; Mycosphaerellaceae
Exons: 1
Coding region: 127-504 (125 amino acids)
Molecular function (GO): ubiquitin-protein transferase activity
Source: RefSeq, a predicted model, not a curated record
GACAACUACGUCCAAGCCCAUAUCAAAUGGUUGACGUGCUACUCGGUACUUCCGCAGCUGACAGCUUUCCUUAAAGGCUUCCAUUCAGCCGGUCUGUUCGAGCCUCUCACCCUGCAACUUUUUGGCAUGAAAGCGCUCAAAGCAUACGUGGAAGGCUCCGAUACUCUGGACAUUAACGACCUCCGCGCCGCCACACGCUACGAUGGCUACGACGCAAAGUCGAGAUACAUCACCUCUUUCUGGGAUGUCGUCACUUCUUGGUCGCAGGAGAAGCAGAAGCAGCUGCUCAAAUUCGUCACUGCUGCUGAGCGCAUUCCAAUCACUGGUGCUUCGCAGUUGACGUUUGUGAUCAAGAGGGGCCAUCCGGAGAGUCUGAAUAAUCUGCCCACAAGCUCGACUUGCUUUGGAACACUCAUUUUGCCAAAGUAUGCAAGUGUGGAGACGUUGAAGGAAAAAUUGAGCAAGGCUGUUGAGUAUGGUGCAGUUGGUUUCGGGAAUGGGUGAAGUUUUGAACCACACUGGUGGCUGCUAUCCUUUGUUCAAUUAUGUGCAUCAUACGCUAAGCAUUACUCCUAUCGUUCAUACCAGUCGAAUUAAAGCUAUGCACAUGA